CCCACCCUCAUGACCUUAUCUAAGCCUAAUUAUCUCCCAAAGACCCAUGUCCGAAUACCAUUAACAUGGGAAUUCAGGAAUGAAGUCUCUAACACAUGAACUUCUGGAGAACACAUUCAGACCAUAGCAGAACAACAGAGAGAUGCAUGAGAAGGAGGGUGGUAGAGUCUGCUGGCAAAUGCUUCCCAGGUUUCAGGCUGCUCAGGCCCUCUAGGAUUUAGAUGAAGCUGUGUUGUUCUUGCUAUGGAGGAAAUCAUUAUUGAACUCAGUUUGGAAGAUAUAUAUUAUAAACCAAGAAAUCAUAAAUGAGAUUAAAAUAAAGCAAAGACAGUUUUAUGUGGGUGGAAAAAGAUUUGCAGAUCAGGAACAGUGGUUCAGCUACAUGGAGCCAAAGGAAAGGCUUAGAUGUUGCGUGGGGGACAGCAGAGACUGGACAUGGGCUCAGUUCUAUUGGACAGUCAUUGUGUGUGGAGCUGCGAGGUCAACAGGAUGAUUGAGCUCCAUCCAGUUAGCAUUGGAAUAGAUGUGUCUUGGCCAAGGCUUAGGGCCAGACUUGGUAACUGAGACGGCUUCCUCCUUCCUGCACCGACCAGCUUUCUUCUCCUCCAGAGGGGCUCAGAGGCCAAAGUGGGGCCUCCCACUGAAGGUGUCUACCUACCCAGGGCAGAAGGGGAGGAUCAUGUCCCAGGGGUCACUGUCGUUCGGGGAUGUGGCUGUGGGCUUCACGCGGAAGGAGUGGCAGCAGCUGGACCCUGUGCAGAGGAUCUUGUACCGGGAGGUGAUGCUGGAGACCUACAGCCACCUGGUCUCUGUGGGGUGUCAAGUCGGCAAACCAGCUGUGAUCUCCAGGCUGGAGCAGGGGACAAAGCCAUGGGCAGGGAAGGAGGAGAUGCGCAGAUGGAGAUUUCCAGGGAUUCAGCAGCUGGGCUCUGAAACUUCACAACUUCUGAACAGAAGAGUGACAUCUUUGCAGUGCAUAUCGGUGCCAGGGAUGAAGCAGCAGGUAGAGUCUGUGGUUUAAAAAGAAGUUGGCAAGUUGAUGCCCAAGUAGACAGAGGACAGGAACAUCAAGACAGACAUUUGGGGCAAGUGGCAGCACCAGAUGCAAAGAAAUUAAUCACCAAAGGGUUCCAUGAAU
This is a messenger RNA of Sciurus carolinensis (gray squirrel), 1138 nucleotides long. Its product is annotated as zinc finger protein 300-like. The record is from RefSeq and is a predicted model, not a curated record. NCBI's taxonomy places the organism in Eukaryota, Metazoa, Chordata, Mammalia, Rodentia, Sciuridae. The transcript is spliced from 10 exons. Bases 524 to 1021 code for a protein of 165 amino acids. Gene Ontology annotation, biological process: regulation of DNA-templated transcription.